AUGACUGUCCCGCUCACACCCGCCCAGCCUGCUGGAUUGACCGUCCAGCCCGUCGACUACGCGCCUUCGGUCGGCAAGCGACUGCGCCAGGAGCAAUUCGGGGUCGCCGUCUCAGGCAUCAAGGACAUCAACAACUUGACGGACGAGGAGUUUGCGACCAUUGAAGAACUACUCUACAAGCACAGCGUCGUCGUCUUUGAGAACGUCGACCUGAACCCCGACGGCCAGUUCCGCCUCACGCGCCAGUUCGACCCGCAAGCUCACGAGUACGGGCACGGAGCGAAGGGUCGUCCCGACAACAAGAGCAUCUUGCACCCCGACUUGCGAACCAUUCCCGGCACGCCUGUCCAGCUCAUCGGGAACGGCUUGGUGACGGAUGAGCACGUCCUUCAAGGCUUGAAGAGCCCGACGCAGCUCAAGCACCCGUCGCACGAGACGUUCCACAAGACGCAGCUCUCGGCCGAAGAGUCGGAGAAGGGCUACACACGCUUCUACCGCUGGCACAUCGACGCAGCCUUGUACGAACGCGACCCACCGAAGGUCACGACGCUUUACGGCCUGCAGAUGCCGCUCGGAAAGGGCAACAUCGUCCGCUACGACGACGGUACGGGUGACGAGCUGGAGGUCCCGCUCGGUGGUACAGCCUUCGUCUCCGGCAAAGUCAUGUUCGACAUCCUCCCCGCCGAGUACAAGUCGCUCGCCGUCCGAGCCCUCGUCAAGUACUUCCCGCACCCCUACGUCGCGAUCGGAACGGCGAAGAGUCGCUCGACUGGGCUUGGGAUGGAGACCGACGGCCUGGAGGUCCCGCUCGACGAGCUGCCGCCUUGGGAGGAGAAGCACGUCAAGACCUUCCCCGUCUGCUGGAAGAACCCUGUCACCGGCAAUCUGCAUCUCCAAGUGCACCCUAGCGGCAUCAAGGAGAUCAUUAUUGACCCUCUCCCUUCUACCACCGCCCGCUCGCCCUCGACUCUCUGCCCCGACGGCGCCCACUUGACUGACCUCAAGGAGGUGCGAGAUCUGAUGUACAAGAUGCAGCGGCCGGGUAUCGCGCCCGAGUUGGUCUACGUCGUCGACUGGAAGCCCAAGACGCUCGCGCUGUUCCACAACCGGGGCGUGCUGCACUCGAUCACGGGAGCGUUUCAGCCGGACGAGGUUCGCGCCUUCUGGCAGAACAACCUCGCAAGCACCGAUAUCCCCCUCGGUCCGUCCGCCGAAGACGUCCUCCGCUACGCCUGA
Rhodotorula toruloides NP11 is the source of this 1236-nucleotide messenger RNA. RefSeq names its product alpha-ketoglutarate dependent xanthine dioxygenase. The record is from RefSeq and is a predicted model, not a curated record. The transcript has 10 exons. The coding region runs from base 1 to 1236 and encodes 411 amino acids. Lineage: Eukaryota; Fungi; Basidiomycota; Microbotryomycetes; Sporidiobolales; Sporidiobolaceae. Gene Ontology annotation, molecular function: oxidoreductase activity.